Molecule: messenger RNA, 1680 nt
Organism: Lindgomyces ingoldianus
Lineage: Eukaryota; Fungi; Ascomycota; Dothideomycetes; Pleosporales; Lindgomycetaceae
Product: glycoside hydrolase
Exons: 2
Coding region: 1-1680 (559 amino acids)
Biological process (GO): carbohydrate metabolic process
Cellular component (GO): beta-galactosidase complex
Molecular function (GO): beta-galactosidase activity
Source: RefSeq, a predicted model, not a curated record
AUGCAGAGCGACAAUGGCAUUCCCAGACUGAGCAAAAUCGGCUCGACAUGGCAGCUGCUUGUCGACGAGAAGCCGUACCUUAUACUCGGUGGACAGGUCCAGAAUUCGUCCUUUAACUCGGCAGAGUACAUGAAGCCAAUAUGGGGCAAGCUCACCAAGAUGGGAAUCAAUACUGUUAUUGGGCCUGUGGCAUGGGAGGACAUCGAACCAGAGGAAGGAUCUUUCCAGUUCUCAGACCUUGAUGCCAUCAUGGCAGAUGCAAGAUCGCACGGCUUGCGUUUGAUAUUGCUGUGGUUUGGGUCAUUCAAGAACGGUAUGUCGACUUAUGUACCGUCUUGGGUGAAGAAGGACGCCUCUAGAUUCCCACGGGUGCAAAUUGAAUCUGCCCAGAACGUGCUCAGAACAGUUGAAGUCAUCUCAGUUUUUCACCAGCAAUGCGUAGAAGCAGACGGCAAAGCCUUUGCUGCUUUAAUGCGGCAUCUGAAAGAGAGCGAUCUGCAAAGGACCGUCAUCAUGGUGCAAGUGGAGAAUGAAUGUGGAAUUAUUGGCGACUCGCGCGAUCGGAGUUAUCUCGCGGAAGCUGCAUUCCAGGCUCCUGUUCCUCCGCAAUUGAUUGACUUCCUCGUCCAAAAUUGGAGUACACUUCACGCAGACUUUACGCGAAGCUUCCCAGCCUUCUGUCUAGAGAGAAUGUCAAGGCCUGCAAACGAUUGGAAGGGGUGCUUCGGGCAAAGUGCCCGAACUGACGAAUUAUUCAUGGCGCAUCAUUACGCUCUAUAUAUUGAGAAAAUCGCAGCGGUCGGGAAGGAGCAGUACCCGUUGCCGCAUUACAUCAACGCAUGGCUGCCCAAGCCAGACGACACACCCAAAACCGAGGGCCUUGCCGCGGGAGGACACAAACCGGGAGUCUACCCUUCCGGAGGAGCCACAAACAACAUGCUCGAUAUAUGGGAACAAUUUGCCCCAUCAGUGGACUUCAUCGCUCCAGAUAUAUAUACCGCCGACUACACCGAGACUUGCAUGGUUUACGGCAGUCGAAAGUACCCCUUCUUCGUUCCUGAACAGCGCAGAGACAGUUUCGGAGCGCGACGAAUCACUAAGGCAAUCGGCUCCUUUCGUGCCAUAGGGGUCGCUCCCUUUGGGGUUGACACUAUCAAGGUGGAAGACUGCGCAUUUUCGAAGCUCUAUAGGCUCUUAGGAUCAGUAUCGAACGCCAUUCUUGCGGCGCAAACCCGUCCUAACGCCAUAUUUGGCUUCUUCUUCGACCAGUAUUCUCCUCCCGCGGACAAAUCACACCCUCGUAUUACGAAGCAAUUUGCUGCGUAUGAACUUGUGAUCAGCAGGGCUUUCGUACUCGGCCAGCCGGGCACGGGCUCUGGAAUCAUAAUCGAGCUUGACCCAAGCCGAUUUCUGAUCGUGGGCAUGGGCUUCAAGGUCGAGUUUAAGUCACUGUCGGCCGCGUCGCGAUUCACGGGCAUCCUCACGUGUAUGGAAAAGAGGGUAAUCGAUGCAGAAAGGGGCGUGUUGGAAAGUGUACGAAAGCUGAAUGGAGACGAGACCAAAGGAGGAACUUGGUGCAAUAUGCCAAACGAAGUUCCAGACUAUGGGGACCAGUUCAUCCCCAUGUGCAUCCCUGCUGGCACUAUGAUCACGGAAGUUGAGGUAUAUUCACUUGGCUAG